Molecule: messenger RNA, 840 nt
Organism: Mugil cephalus (flathead mullet)
Lineage: Eukaryota; Metazoa; Chordata; Actinopteri; Mugiliformes; Mugilidae
Gene: ift27
Product: intraflagellar transport 27 homolog (Chlamydomonas)
Exons: 7
Cellular component (GO): Golgi apparatus
Molecular function (GO): GTPase activity; GTP binding
Source: RefSeq, a predicted model, not a curated record
GGAGACGCGUUGUGUCCAUGUUGCCGAGGUACAAGGAAGAAUAUUGAAGAUGCAGAAAGGGCUAAAAACACGGAGUACAAAUUAGAUUAUUUAGCUUCGUCAGCGAAAUAAAGACAAUUUAUUUACAGUGUCUCGAAGUUGUCGCAAUGGUGAAGUUGAGAGCCAGGUGUCUGCUAGUGGGUAAGGGGUUUUUUUUGUAAGAGACCGCAGUGGGGAAAAGCACCCUUUGUCACAUAUUUUACAACGAUGGCACCCUCUUCCAGAAGAACUACAGCAUGACAACCGGAGUCGAGCUGCUGAUGAAGAGCGUCAACAUCCCGGAGACUAACGACAGCGUGGAGCUCUACAUCGUCGACUCUGCGGGGAAGGAGACAUUAGUGAACGCCUGCGAGAAAAUGUGGGGUGAGCCUUCGCUGAUGUGCCUGGUCUUUGACCUGACCAGCGAGCAGUCGUUCGCCAACUGCAGCCGCUGGAUGGAAAGAGUCCGGGCUCAUUGCCAGGUUUCCCACAUUCCAGGUGUCCUAGUGGGCAACAAGUCAGACCUGUCCAGCAGGAGGGAGGUGCAGUCGUCUGUGGCCGUGGAAUGGGCCGAGAGCCAGGGGUUGGAAUACCACGAGACGUCAGCUAAGGAGAUGGAAAACUGUCAAGCGCCGCUCCUCGGUUUAGCCCGGACGUUUCACUCUCUCUACCAGGAGCGACGUGAAGCCAUCCAGAACCUUAGCCCGGGCUAGACCCUCUCCCCUCCCCACUCACACACACACACUCAUAAUCCAGAUAUUACACCUGGAAACACUUUUUUUUUUUUUUUUGUACAACUCUAUAGAUUGAUGUCACAAUAAU